ACCCCACAGGGUUUCCAAGGCUGUAAAUCUCUACGGAAGCAGACUGCCACAUCUUUCUCCCCUGGAGCCACUGGUGGUUUCGAACUGCCGACCUUUUCAUCAUCAAUCGCUUUCACCAGUACACCACCAGGGGUCAUAAAAUACUUGUUCUUUUGUGUCUGCCAUGUUUCACUCAGCAUAAUGUUUUCAAGGUUUAUUUCUGUCAGCAUGUAUUAGAACUUCAGUCCUGUUUAUGGCUGAAUCCCACUUUUUGUUAUGGGCAAUGAAGUACAUAAAGCAGUCUGCAGUGGUGGAAAACUGUUCUGUGAGGAGGCCAGACCUCACUUCUGUUCCCAGACAGACUGAGCGACCAGUAAAAAUUCUGUUCCUUCAAUCAUAACGUGAAGCAUUCAGAUGUGAUACUUUCAGGGGCCUGUCUAAGACUGAAAUUCUAUGUGCUGUCAUUCCAUUUCAAAUGACAACUGGGUACUAAGCCCAUGACCCAGGCUGCAUCGAAAAGAAUGCUGGACCAGUAAGGGGCCUGCUGAGGCCCAGGUCCUGAACCUGUGUGGCUGGAGGCUAAGAAAAUUGCGCUGAGGACGUUCACCUGAGCGACUCCUGCACUGGGCCCUUGCCUUUUAGGAACUGGUUAAGCCAAAAUCCUUCAACCUGUGAGGGAAAAGCUUAGGCUUAUUCUGACAUGCUGAUGUGUUUUUGUUUGGCAACUUGGAAUUCUUCAGCAAGAGGGUAUACGCUCAUUUAUAACAAGGUCUCUUGAUUUCUGGCCACACUAUAUGUUUCAAAAUAUUAAAUAAAAUCUUAGUGAGUAAAAUCUUUAGGAAGACUGGAUCCAGCGUUUGAGUAUUGGUUUCCCGGCUAUUUCUGAACAUUGUUUUUUCUCUUUAAGGACUUCUGCUCCUAUAUCAACUAAUUUGAAUCCACUAUGAGACUUUGUGUAUAGUGGUUAAGAGCUCAGCUGCUAAUCAAAAGAUUGGCAGUUUAAAUCCACCAGCUGCUCCUUAGACACCCUAUGGGGCAGUUCUACUCUGUCUUACAGGGUCACUAUGCAUCAAAAUCGACUUGACAGCAGUGGGUUUUUUUGGUAUAACACUUCACAUCUACCCCCUUGAAAACAGCCACCGAACCAUCCCCUCAAAGCUGAAUCUUCUUCCUCUUCUCAAGUCACCACCUUCUCUAGGAAGGUGAGCUAUUUCAUCCUGCAAAGGUUGUUCACUUUUAGUUAAUUCAACAGUAAAUUCAAUAGUAAAUAUUCCUCGGGGACCAACCAUACCUGGGCCCAGGCUUUAGGGACAUGAAAGAUAGGAUGUGCUCACAGUCUAGUGAAGCUGAAGGAGCAGAUGUGUAAAAAAAAAAAACCCACCUGGAAACAGAAGGCUGAUGAUGGCACACUGGAGUGUAGCUGAGGAGUGUAAGGAACACUUCCCCAAGUACAAGGGAAGGAUGCUGUCCUGGACAAAGGGCUGUGAAUGUGUCCGGAGUGAUGGGCACAGGGAGAGGGGCAGAAGUGUGGAAAUGGGACCAAGACUCUUCCCAGCAAGCAAUAGAAUGAAAAAAAAUACCCUUUUAGGUAUUUUGACCCUGUAGGCCCUCCAGAAAUAAGCUUUCAGAGGAGAUCAGAGUAUCUUGAUGCCAAGAAAAGAGCCACCUCUGAGUCUUUUAAGGCUUUAAUUGUCAACCAUCCAGGGGUAUUCAGUGAGGGUGAUGACUAGACAGCUCACCAUAGCACUUAUUUUUGGACUCUCACAGUACCACAGAAAUUCUAGACAAUAUUGCAACAUCACUGAGAUAUUAGCACCACUCUACUUUGAUAAUUUAUAGAAAUAAUUUUCAGAAUUGAUAGCUCAUCAGCGUGCUUCAGAAUGUAAUGUACCUAUUCUGGUGGUUAAGUGCAUGGGCUAGAAAGCCAAGUUGCCUGGGUUUGAAUUCCAGCUCUGCCUAUUAUGAGCUGUGUGUCUUUGAGUAUAUAGCUUAACCUCUCUGUGAGUCCGUUUCUUCCUCUGUGAAAUGUAGGAAAUAGUAAUAACACCGAACUCUCUGUUGUUGUGAGGAUUAAAUCAGUUAAUAGUUAUCAGUUAAUACAUGUAAAGCUACAGGUGGCUGGGACAGAAAAUGUGCUAAAUCAUUUUAAGUACCAUAAUUAUAAUAUUUAUAGUAAUUGUUUUAUUGUAACAAUGCUGUUUCAGCCUGGGUUCCAUAUUACUUACGUGUUUUGGUACUUUUUGAUAGAAAAGUCCUUAUCAAGAACAGUAACGCUGAGCGUACUGAAUUAGCAUGCACUCUGAAUACACUAAAACCAAAACUCCAAAGCGUUAGUUGGCAUAAGAGCGACACCAGAUUUAGAAAACGAGUUAGAGAAGAUAAAAUAGAAAGUGGCACUUUUAUAGAAGACGCAUCUGCAGUGGAGUAUCUGAUUCACUUCGCUACUUCUGUUCAGUUUAGUUUAUCGCAGUCAGAGAAACUGUCCAUAUUUUAAAUGGUUCCUUGGUAUCUUAACAUUAUAAACAUUUGCAAACAAACCAGUGCACUCACACAUGAGUGGAACAGGAACACUGCUAAGUGAGGCUCUUUGUCAGAUCUGGGGGUUGUUAGGGGUCACAGGUAGAGUGACUCAGGGCCAGACUCUCUGUGGGUGAAGGAGGAGUCCAUCUGAGCCGACGGGAAGGCGACCUCGGUUUGACGGUGAGAACAUGUAUAUGAGCAUGACAGAGCCGAGCCAGGACUAUGUGCCAGCCAGCCAGUCCUACCCUGGUCCAAGCCUGGAGAGCGAAGACUUCAACAUCCCACCCAUCACUCCUCCUUCGCUCCCUGACCACUCGCUGGUGCACCUGAAUGAAGUCGAGUCCAGCUACCACUCUCUGUGCCACCAAAUGAACCACAAUGGCCUGCUGCCAUUUCACCCGCAAAACAUGGACCUACCUGAAAUCACCGUCUCUAACAUGCUGGGACAGGAGGGCACGCUGCUGUCCAACUCCAUCUCUGUGAUGCAAGAUAUUCGGAACCCCGAAGGAACCCAGUAUAGCACCCACCCUCAGAUGGCAGCCAUGAGAUCUAGGGUGCAGCCUGCCGAUGUCAGGCAGCAGCCUGGGAUGAUGCCACAUGGCCAGCUGACCACCAUCAACCAGUCUCAGCUCAGCGCCCAACUUGGCUUGAAUAUGGGAGGGAGCAGUGUUCCCCACAAUUCACCUUCUCCACCUGGAAGCAAGUCGGCAACCCCUUCUCCCUCCAGCUCGGUGCAUGAAGACGAAGGGGAUGACACUUCUAAGAUUAAUGGUGGAGAGAAGCGGCCUGCCUCUGACAUGGGGAAGAAACCAAAAACUCCCAAGAAGAAGAAGAAGAAGGACCCAAAUGAGCCCCAGAAGCCGGUGUCUGCCUAUGCGCUGUUCUUUCGUGAUACCCAAGCUGCCAUCAAGGGCCAAAAUCCAAAUGCUACCUUUGGCGAAGUGUCUAAAAUUGUGGCUUCCAUGUGGGAUGGCUUAGGGGAAGAACAGAAACAGGUCUAUAAAAAGAAAACCGAGGCUGCAAAGAAGGAGUACCUAAAGCAACUAGCAGCCUAUAGAGCCAGCCUGGUCUCCAAGAGCUACAGUGAACCUGUCGACGUGAAGGCAUCUCAACCUCCCCAGCUGAUCAACUCAAAGCCGUCCGUGUUCCACGGGCCCAGCCAGGCCCACUCAGCGCUGUACCUAAGUUCCCACUACCACCAACAACCAGGAAUGAAUCCGCACCUAACUGCCAUGCAUCCGAGUCUCCCUAGGAACAUAGCACCCAAGCCGAAUAACCAAAUGCCAGUGACUGUGUCCAUAGCGAACAUGGCCGUGUCCCCACCUCCGCCCCUCCAGAUCAGCCCGCCUCUCCACCAGCAUCUCAGUAUGCCGCCACAGCAGCCGCUCAGCAUGCAGCAGCCUCUCGGGGGCCAGCUGCCCAUGCAGGCCCAGUCGGCCUUACAUUCUCCCACCAUGCAGCAAGGAUUUACUCUUCAACCCGACUAUCAGACUAUUAUCAAUCCUACAUCUACAGCUGCGCAAGUUGUCACCCAAGCAAUGGAGUAUGUGCGUUCGGGGUGCAGAAAUCCUCCCGCCCAGCCUGUGGACUGGAGUAACGACUACUGCAGUAGUGGGGCCAUGCAGAGGGACAAAGCACUGUACCUUACCUGAAAAUCCCAACACCGCUUCUUUCCGCUGAGGAGUUCAGGGAAGUCUUUUCACCAUGGAUUGCUUCGUUCAGCCUAGGCGGUUCUUCAUUUUAUUAGAAAAUACAAGUUGCUAAGCACUUAGGACCAUUUGAGCUUGUGGGUCACCCACUCUGGAAGAAAUAGUCAUGCUUCUUUAUUAUUUUUUUAAUCCUUUAUGGACAUUGUUUUUUCUUCUUCCCUGAAGGAAAUUUGGACCAUUUCGAUCUUAUGUUGGUUUUUUGCUGUGAAGUGCUGCUCUCUAGUAACUGCCUUAGCAGCUGUAGAUGUCUCGGAUAAAAAGUCCUGGAUUUUCCAUUGGUUUUCAUAAUGGGUGUUUAUAUGAAACUACUAAAGACUUUUUAAAUGGCUUGAUGUAGCAGUCAUAGCAAGUUUGUAAAUAGCAUCUAUGUUACACUCUCCUAGAGUAUAAAAUGUGAAUGUUUUUGUAGCUAAAUUGUAAUUUGAAACUGGCUCAUUCCAGUUUAUUGAUUUCACAAUAGGGGUUAAAUUGGCAAACAUUCAUAUUUUUACUUCAUUUUUAAAACAACUAAUAGUUUCUAUAUUUUCAAAAUAUUUGAAGAAAAAAAAAAGUAUUCCCAAAUGAUUUUAAUUUAACAACAAAUUGGCCUUGUCCCGUGGAUCAGACACAAAGAAGCUAGUGUUAAGGGAAGCGCAAACACAUUUAUUUUGUACUGCAGAAAAAUUGCUUUUUUGUAUCACUUUUUGUGUAAUGGUUAGAAAGCGUCAUUUAAGUCCUUUUAUGUAAAAAACUGCCAAAUGCUUACCUGAUGUUUUAUUAGAUGCAGAAGCAGAUUGGAAACAUCUAAAUUAUAAUCUUUACGUAUGGCUCUGUAUUAUUGUUUCUUCAUACUGUGUCUGUAUUUAAUCUUUUUUUUAUGGAACCUGUUGCGCCUAUUUAUGAAAUAAUAAAUAUAGGUGUUUGUAAGUAAAUUUGUUAGUAUUCGAAAGAGGUUUCUUUGAUGUUUUAACUUUUGCUGGCGGAAAAAAAAAUUCACGCUUGGUGUGAAUACUUUAUUAUUUUAGUUUUUACAGUGACAUGAAUAAAGCCAAACCUGCUUUUCACUUAGCAGCAAAUUAAAGCAACCAAUCCUUAUUUCUGCACUUCUUUGGUGGAUGCAAAGGACUUCUUUCUUUGUACAAUGUAACUAAGAAUUGCCCUCAAGUCAACAACAAGAAGCUACAAGGUUAAACAAGCAUGAUGGGUCCUUUAUCCCAGAAGGGUUGCUUUUUGGUUCUCAGCUGGUUUAAGUCAGUUCUAUAAACUUCUCCCCAAAAUAUCAAGGUCAAAUCAACCAAAAUUCCUCCAGUUGCAUGCUUUUCACCAAACCUAGAGAACACUUAAGAACUGAACAGGGGCAGAAGGAAGUGAGAGGGAAGCAUACUGUCAAGAACACAAACAAAAAUGAAAGAGGAGUGACCAGACAGCCAAAAGAAAAGGAAAAGCCUCCCAAAUUUGAAAACAGUUGAUAGGAAUUGAGGUCCUGGCUGUCUUUUGUGCUUCCAGAAGCUAUUUCUCUUUUCAGAAUUCCUGGGUCUUCCAAGAGAAUUCUGAGGGUACAAGAAAUCUGUGAGGGAACCAAAAGCAUGGAGAAUCUGGCUGAAGGUUUACAUGGUUUUUAAAUCCAAAGAGCCAGCAAACUCUUCCCUUACAGGGGAUCAUAUAGAGAAAGCUAGUCUGAUUGGCAAUCACGAGGAUGGCUGACAGGAUGGCUGACAUCUCUUUCAUGGAACGUGUGAAGUAAACUUAGCAAUGUAACUACAUACAAAUAGACACAUUGCAUAACCCAGUCAGAAUUAAAAAGACAAAAGGUAUGCUUGCUUUGGAAUGAUUUUAGGCACUGCACCACCUUGAAUCACUUGAGCAUGUAAUAGCUAAUAAAAUAUGCAGAUCCAGUGUGAUUAUUAAAAUGACUGUGGCUGAGAGCUCUAAUUUUCCUGUCUUGCAGCUGUUUUAAGUUCACAGUUUAUUGUUUGUCUGUUUAGUAUUUUAGAAAUAUACCAGCACUACUAAUUACCCAAUGUCUUUUAUUUAUUAUAUUAUGAUACAGUAAAAUCCUCACUUGCAUUGAGUCUGAAAUGAGAAGGUAAUUACCAGGAUGCGAACAGCCGGCUUUGACUUUGACAGGCAGUUUGUACGGGAAAGUGCUGUGUUGCAUACAGCUUUUCCAGAGCAGGUGUACAACCAGGGUAGAGAGCGUGUUACAAUUCAAUACCAAAUACAGUAAAUACAUAUAUGUAAAUAAAAGAAAAUACAUCAUAAAUAAAAAAUACCAUGCCUGAGUGAGUGACCGUAUUCUAUGUGGUUAUCCAUCAGUCUUUAGAGGACAAAAACAGAUGAGAAAUCCCAAAUAAGUCUCAUGGCAGAAGGGAUGGAACACAGUGGGAAUUACUGGCUGCCAAGACCUCAGACACCCUUUCCUAAAACACUGAGGAUGCUCUCUCAUCAGUCUGGGGUGGUGGUAAGGUGAGGUAUUGCCUGAGAGAGCGGCCAUCUUUAGAUGGGAGUCUCUGGGUGGUGCAGAUAGUUAACAUACUCAGCUGCUAGCCAAAAGAUUAGAGGCUCGAGUUCACCCAGAGGGGCCUAGGAAGAAAAUCCUGGUGAAUUACUUCUAAAAAAUCAGCCAUUGAAAACUCUGUGGAGCACAGUUCUGCUCUGAUGUGUGUUUUUGUUCUCACCUUUACAGGCAGCCAGGGUCUCACCGUGCACCUGGCAAGACCGUAGCAUAUAACUUGGAGAAACAACAGUGGUUCACACCAAGUUCCCUGCAGAAGCACUAUGUGAGAUUCCUAGACCUUGAAUAUAGUCAUUCCAGGAGAUUCGGCAAUAAUAUUGAACACAAAAUAUAUCCUAAACCCACUGAAAUCAAAAUAACUAGAAAACAAAAGAAUGUGUGACAGUGGGUAAGAGAGAGCUGAGUUGUAUCUCUAAGAAGGAAUAAUCCAAAAGCCCAGUGCCCAUCCAAAUGUGAGUGAGUUGACAAUGGAAAAUUAGUCAAACAAUGACUUCCGAUUAAUCAAGUGAAGAUAGCUAAGGAUGAAAGUUGGUCUCUGUGGUUAUUUUCAUCUUGCUGCCUCUGUGGAAAAGAGCCCAUUCUGACUGGGACAUGACCAUCUGUAGAAAGCUGUGACUGGCAGAGCAGACUCUCCUGGCUUGUUUUCAUCAUGUAAAAAAUAAAUAAAUAAAUGCAAAAUUUUAAAUUAGCGCCACAGCCGAUCUCUUUUUUCCAUGGGCCUCUUGCCCUUUGCAAAAGACUUGCCCCACCCUUUUGAGUGUAAUUGCCUUGAACCACUUGAAAUUGAUAAUAUUUGACCUCUUUACCUACAAAGAUGGCAAUUUCAUAUGGUUCCACCCAGCAUUGUGGGAUGAAAGGCAAUGGGGAUUUGGCUACAAGUUCAGAUAUAAUUUCAAAUGGAAUUCAGGUGUACUUUACAAAUUUCUAGGAGAAAAUAUUUGAAGAAGUGAACAGUUAUAUUUGUUUAAAAGGAGCCCCAUUUAGAAUUAGCCCUAGGCAACUCUGUUAUACUAAACAAAGGCUAUUUUAAAUGACUGGAUUCCAGCAAAUCUCAAUAAAUAUCCUUAUUUCUUUGUUAACAGUAAAAUUUUUCAAUGUGCAAAUUUGUAAUAAAUAGGUUAUCUGGUGGGGCGUGAAAAUCUCUACAUAGAUACUCUCUUAAUAUUUAUUUGUUGAAAGUGGAUUUGAACUGCAUUUUCUCAUUCCACUCAUAGCUCUCAUUUUAAGGUGAGGAUGAAAACACAGAUGAAUUUCUUUUGCUGGUGAUUAAACAUUGAAAUGGGGCAAGGCCAGGUACAGAAUUCACAUAAUGAGUUUAACCCCAAAAUAUUGAUUACACUGAUCUAAGCCAUCAUUUAAUGAGUGAAUUUGUGCAAGUCACCAAACAGUACCUUAUCUCUCUUUGCCUCCCUAAAACGUCUUAUCUCCAAAACAACUUGGAAUAUCAUAACCCAAACCAAAACCUGUUGCCUCCAAGUCGAUUCCGACUCAUAGCGACCCUAUAGGACAGAGUAGAACUGCCCCAUAUGGUUUCCAAGGAGCACCUGGUGGAUUUGAACUGCCAACCUUUUGGUUAGCAGCAGUAGCACUUAACCACUAUGCUACCAGGGUUUCCUGGAAUAUCAUACUACACAAUAAAUGCUCAGUAAAUGCAAUGGUAUAUAGAAAGAUCAACAAGACAUCACAAAUUAUCCUCAAAAGGAAAUGUAUGGUGUUCCCUUGAAGAUGUAACAACUCUAAACACAGAAGGGAAUUAGGAAAACAACAAAUGUUGGUGAGGAUGUGGAGAGACCCGAACACUCAACCAUUGCUGGUGGGAAUGAAAAACAGUACAGCCACUGUGGAAAAAAGAUUAGUGAGUCCUUAAAAAGUUAAAUAUACAACUACUAUUAAAAUAAAAAAAAAAAGUUGCUGUUGAGUCAAUUCUGACUCAUAGCAACCCUAUAGGACAGAGUAGAACUGCCCCAUAAGGUUUCCAAGGAGCACCUGGUGGAUUCGAACUGCCAGCCUCUCGGUUAGCAGCCAUAGCUCUUAACCACUACGCCACCAGAGUUUCCUAGAACUACUCUAUGACCCUGCAAUUUCAUUCCCAAGAGAGUUUGGGAAACAUUGAGUAUCUGCUAAUGGUGAUGGAAAAUUUGACAACAGACAUGAGUGAUGGUUGCACACCUUGAUUAAUGUAACCAGCGUCACUGAAUUGUACAUGUAAAAAAUGUUACAUUGGCGAGUGUUGGGUUAUAUGUACUUUUACCACAAUAAGAAAAUAUAGAAGGGUGUUAAAUAUUGCUAGUAAGAAUUAGGGGAUGAAGAGUGGAAAUUUUCCAUUAAGAAGCCUAAGAUUACAAUAAGAUCGAAAGAAAGAAUUUCAAAAUGAGUUAUGCCAUAUUUCUUCAGUCUACAUAAUUGAACAAUAGUUUUUCUAGUUUUGACAAAAGUGAAAGAUAUUAUACACACUAGCCACAUCAAGAAAAUAAGAAGC
Loxodonta africana (African savanna elephant) is the source of this 9181-nucleotide messenger RNA. RefSeq names its product thymocyte selection associated high mobility group box (gene TOX). Gene Ontology annotation, cellular component: nucleus. The transcript is spliced from 9 exons. Gene Ontology annotation, molecular function: chromatin DNA binding. Lineage: Eukaryota; Metazoa; Chordata; Mammalia; Proboscidea; Elephantidae. Gene Ontology annotation, biological process: regulation of transcription by RNA polymerase II; leukocyte differentiation. Bases 2688 to 4151 code for a protein of 487 amino acids. The record is from RefSeq and is a predicted model, not a curated record.